Molecule: messenger RNA, 779 nt
Organism: Suricata suricatta (meerkat)
Lineage: Eukaryota; Metazoa; Chordata; Mammalia; Carnivora; Herpestidae
Exons: 6
Coding region: 60-779 (239 amino acids)
Source: RefSeq, a predicted model, not a curated record
UCCAAAGUCAUGAAAUCAGGCAUCUUUCUCUUGCUGUUGACAACAGCACUGUCACUGGAAUGGCCAGUGGCGGAGCCCGCACGGAGCUGCGGGUGCUGCAUCAGCCCAGCCGCUGUGCGCUUCUGGAGUCAGCACGCGUUCCUGGUCACAUGGUUAUUUUUGAUCGCGGAGGCAAAAUAGCUGCUGAGUCAUCAGCCAGCUAUGCAGACCUUUCAAAAGAGUUUGUGGUUUUUGUCAAGGGUGUGUUUCAUAGCAGUGCUGUGGUUCUGCUUGCUACGAGCCGAUGCCAAGCCCUGUGUCUCCAGCCUGAUGGGAGCUGCACUGGAGUGGGAGGCCAGUCUGAAGAGUCCUACUGGAAAGUGCAUAAAAUCAGCUCCGGAAUUUGCAUGUUUGAAAGUGUGAAAAAUGCAGGGAUGUACCUGAGGAUUAAGGAUGGCCACUGUGAUGGAAUAGGUACAGGACAUACCGACUGUCAUUUCAAAAUCAAGAAGAAUUUGGAAAAUGCAUCCAUAAGCCUGGAAUCUACGAAUAGCCCGGGGCUAUUUGUUGGACUUCAGUCAGAUGGACGUGCAAAGCCAGUUAUUUAUACCAAGAAUGGGAAUGUCUUCUUCUAUCCACAAGUCAUCAAAUUUGGCAGAGAAAACCCAACGAGUAUGUCAGCAACACCCAGCCAAGAGGAGGAAAAGAUCCAUGAGUCAAAAAAUCAGCAAGAAACACCACCAGAAUCCGAGGCCAAGUGCUCCUUACUUUCUUCAGCUGCGAAUAGUAACAGAAAAUAG